ACAUAAAAAUUUAAAAUAAAACAAUAUCACAAACGUAAAUAUAAUAAAUAAAGUUUCUUCUUAAAACUUUUCUAAAAGUAUCCAUUGAAAUCAAAAUCGAUGAAGGCUUUAGUUGUCCCGGCUUGUGAUCAUCACGGUGAAGGCUUUGAAUGUUGAAGCUUAAAUUAGAGUUUUAGCAAUGGCGGAAACACCUCCCAAGCUUCCAUGGAAGUCCCGAGUUCUUAUUCGUCUCUUUUCCUCAGCCUCUUUCAUAAGUCGUCGUUCAAACAUCACCGUCAACCGUUUCCUAAUCAGUUUCUUCGACCCCAAGAUCCCUUCUUCUUCUAAACAACAAAACGGGGUUUCGACUUACGACGUCGUUUUCGAUCAUUCUCGUAAUCUCUGGUUUCGCUUCUUUCUUCCUUUUUCUUUUUCUUCUUCAGCUGAUAGUGUUACACUGCCCGUUAUCAUUUACUAUCACGGUGGUGGGUUUGUGUUCUUUUCGCCUGAUUCGAUGGCUUACGAUGAUCUUUGCCGGAGACUGGCACGUGAGUUAGGUGCGGUGGUUGCGUCUGUUAAUUAUCGACUUUCUCCAGAACAUCGUUUCCCAAUUCCUUAUGAAGAUGGAUUUGAAGCUUUGAAAUUUCUUGACACUGUGGAAAAUAAUUUGGAUUUUGGUGGUUUUCCAGUGAAGUUGGAUGUUAGUCGGUGUUUUCUCGCCGGUGAUAGUGCUGGCGGCAAUCUCCCUCACCACGUGGCUCUUAGAUCCGGUGGCUACGACUUCAAGAAGGUAACGUAACGUAACGUUACCGUUUUCGUUUAUUUCGGUUCAUAUUUUAUUUUUUAAUAUUCUUCACCAAAUUUACAAAACAAAAACCAAAAUUUUAAAAAUUUCUCCAUUUAGUAUUAAUCUUUAUUUUGGUAAAUAUUGUUUAAGAUACAAUGAAAUGGUUACUAAAAGCUUUAAUUUUUUUAAAUAACUUAUUUGUUAGAUUAUUCAAAACAUAUCCUUAUUCACUACUAUGAUAUACUGGAUGGUUCGACAAUAAAAAAUGAAGGGUGUAUUGAGCUAGCAUUGAAAAAAGUAUUUGUAAAUGUAACUCAUCAUUUUAGUGUGUUUCGUUCCGUUUUCUUAUAAUUACUAAGUCAAUUUCUUUGUUUCACAUUCGAUUGUUGAACUAAAAAAGAAAACAAAUGCGUAGCCAAAAAUAUAAUUGUGUGAUCAAUAUUGGCUCCUUCGAUCAAGCUUUCCCCACAAACAAUUCUUUUAGUUUAGUGUAUAUUUUUAAGUGUGAAUCUUAACUUAAUAAUGAUGUCGUUGAAUAAUAGUAAAUUUUAGACUAAUAACGAAUUGUCGUGUAAUAUCUUAAACUAACGAUGUAAUUUUAAAUUUCAAAUUUUACGAUCCAAUUAAAAGUUAUACAUGUUUCAAAUUAAAAUUGAAGAUAUAAGUUCACAAAUCACGAUGAUGUCAUGUGUUUUUAUUACGUGAACUUUCCUCAAAAUAAAAAAAAAAUAGGCCCAAUUUAGCUGAAAAGGGCUAAUCAAGUUCAAAUUCGAAUUAGUUGGGCUAGGUGCUAUGUUGAUGGACCAAUCAAACCAUAAAUCCUAACUCUUCGAGUUGAAUCAUGCUCUUGAAGAUAUAGAUACUCUGUUCCAAGACCUUUAACUUAAAAUAUAUUAUGUUUGGAGAAAGAUUAUGUGCUCGAAACGUAUUGAUUUAUAGAAAGAGAAUAAGAAGAUUAAUUGCAAUACAACCACUUUUUGGAGGAGAAGAGAGAAUCACCAAUGUUGACUUUGGAAGAAACAGAUCGGUCUUGGAAAGCAAUUUUGCCAAAUGGGUCAAGCAGAAACCACCCGGCAGCUCAUGUGUUCGGAGCCGAUUGUGUUCGAGACAUAUCGAGCGCAGCGUUUCCACCGACGCUUUUGAUCGUGGGAGGACGAGACCCUUUACGAGAUUGAGAGAGAAGGUAUUACGAGUGGUUGAAAGAGGGUGGAAAAGAAGUUGAUUUGGUUGAAUAUCCAAAUGCCAUUAGUCAUGGAUUUUAUGCAGUUCCUGAGCUCAAGGAUUGUUCAUUGCUAAUUAAAGAUGCAAUUGAUUUCAUGCACAAACAUAUGCCACUUUAAAAUAGCUUUCUUUUAAGUUUUUCUCACGAGUUUAUGUUCAUGUAAUUUUGUUAAGAGUGUUUGGAUAAGUUUAACCCAAAACAAAAGUUGAAAUCUUAUUCUAAUUUUGAUAUUUGUUUUGAUA
This is a messenger RNA of Cucumis sativus (cucumber), 2230 nucleotides long. RefSeq names its product probable carboxylesterase 18. The transcript has a single exon. Gene Ontology annotation, molecular function: carboxylic ester hydrolase activity. Bases 179 to 778 code for a protein of 199 amino acids. Gene Ontology annotation, biological process: pollen tube growth. The record is from RefSeq and is a predicted model, not a curated record. NCBI's taxonomy places the organism in Eukaryota, Viridiplantae, Streptophyta, Magnoliopsida, Cucurbitales, Cucurbitaceae.